AAAUAUAUCCGAGAGCUGAUUGAUAUCAGUAGCCAAGGGAACCUGGAACUGGACACAAGCCGGUCCAAAGAAUGCGAACGGCAAUUAAGCCGAAAAAAAUUUGGGAAAAGUCAAGUGCUUCCAGGCGACACAACCUAUCACCCGUCCAAGGUAUUAAUUAGCGGAAAAUCAUCACACUAUGGCUCACCUGUCAGCGGCAGCAUUGCUGAUGUUGCAAUUGGUGGUGCCACCCAUCCUCGCCACCCACCCUCAUCAGACACCGUCUGUCACUCAACCCGUUGACAAUUUUGAUGGACUCGUCGGCCUGACCGAAGCCCACAUCGACAAUGGCUCUGACAUGCAUUUUGACAGCUCGAAUCCGAUAUCCGACCCAGACAGCGACUCUAACCCGGGAAACGCCACCAGGAUUCUGCGUCGGGGCAAGCGGUAUCUCCAGUUCGCCAAGGGCUCGCGUAUGUCGUGGCGUACCAAUGGCAAGAACAACCUUUGGACCAUAAAUGCCCUAUAUGCGUACGGAUACGGCUUUCGCGCCAAUUAUCCCUUUCCGUCCAUCGAAGAACAGAAAAAGGAUAACGCAGUGUUCUUUCGAUUGUUUAAGCGAGAUCUGUUUUCAAAGCUCGAAACUGCUUUAGAUGGACAUGGCUUUGAUGGCAGAGCCUGUAUGCUAAAGUCCUUCUGCACAGUCGUCUAUGAUGUGGAUAAUCCCAGAAAGAAGAGUGGCAUGCUCUUUAAACUACUGAAAUUAAUAUUCAGGCGGGCGAAACGAUAUCUGGACAUUAUAGACACAACUCGUAUAUUUGUGGGUAACUCAAAUCCUAUCCCAUAUAUAGAAAUUCAAAGUUUAAAGUACCGUCCUUUCAAGUUCCGCGUUAAUGCUAAAAAUAAUGUGAUCAAAUCGCCCGUAGUCUGGGCCCAUGGCUACGGCUUUCGUGCCAAUACCCCAGUGCUGGUUAAAAGGGAAAACAGACCCUUUCGAAGGGAUACCUACGAACUGAUCCACGAACUGAUCGAUCGAAGUGGUUUGGAUGGGAGGGCUUGUGUCUUGAAGGCCUAUUGCACGGCCUUGUCGGGCGAUCAUAAUCAGGGCUUUCUGUUUAAAUUAUUAAAAUACGUUUUUACCCUGGAUGAACACGACAAACGCCACAUGCCGCACUUGCGAGAAGAGAAUUGCGAGCAAAUCAUGCAUAGCCACUGCCCCUUGAGUUUCGACAGUAUAUCACCAUAUACAGAUGAUAUUUAAUAAUGUUUGUGUUGAUGCGAUGCUGCUUGAUUUUUGAUAAAA
Messenger RNA from Drosophila bipectinata, 1282 nucleotides. NCBI's taxonomy places the organism in Eukaryota, Metazoa, Arthropoda, Insecta, Diptera, Drosophilidae. The record is from RefSeq and is a predicted model, not a curated record.